AACAUUGAUCAAGUAUUGGAAAGUAAAAUACCUUAAGGACGAAAAUGAACCGGAGAUGCCAAGUCUUGCCGAAAAAAGAUUUGAUAAGCCAAACUGGCCAACUUCGUACCCAUUUGAACUUGUUAUUAUAAGCGCAUGGAAUGAUGUCGGAAAUCCGGAAAACUUUGACAUGGCAAAGGCUCUUCAUGCUGUGCUGACAUCACUCAUAAAUCAUAGAAGUUUCAAGAUUAUGUUGGUGAAACAAAUGAAAUAUAGUAGUGGCUUGGCUCGAAAUAGUAAAACUCCAUUCAUCAUGGACCCUGCAAAUCCGUUUAACGACAUGUAUCACGGUCUUGUUGGUGGUGAAGCUUAUGAUUGGGAAAAUGUUGUACCGGAAGCCAAACGCUGGCUCAGUCAACCCCUAUUCUCCGGUAUUGAACCAUCAAAACGGUGGUAAAUCAAAACUAUGAAGGAGCAAUUAAGCAAAAUUUACGAUAAUUCAUUUAUGUAAAUAAAUGUGUGAGGAGAUGUUUGCAUUUACAUGUUCUUAUUGUAACAAUAAUGGUAUGUCUUGUUAUUAGAAAUAGAAAGAAAAACAAAGCAAUGUGCAUCUUAAAGGAGAUAUUUAUGGUUUAAAUGGAGUAUCACAUAUUCAUGCAACCACUUUUAAUAACUGUUUUCUUUAUAUGAAAUAUCAUUGUCAAGUAACACAUCUCAUAUAGUAAUACAUGUAUUUAGAACAAUAUUAAAUAAAUGAGGCACACUUGUAACUUUAAUAGCAAAAGAAUCAUUGAAAAAACCAAAUCAGAAAAUAUUUGUUCAUUGUUAACAAUAUUAGAAUUCAAACAUGCUGUAUAGGCGGGCACGUUUUUUUAGAAGAUUUAUUUAGUACAAAUGUUUACUCUGAAUUGUAUAAAGGAAUAUCUAAUGAAAUGUUUUAAUAAACUUUAUAAACUGUU
Ruditapes philippinarum (Manila clam) is the source of this 938-nucleotide messenger RNA. Its product is annotated as 2'-5'-oligoadenylate synthase 1A-like. Gene Ontology annotation, biological process: regulation of ribonuclease activity. Gene Ontology annotation, cellular component: nucleoplasm; membrane; cytosol. Gene Ontology annotation, molecular function: double-stranded RNA binding; 2'-5'-oligoadenylate synthetase activity. The record is from RefSeq and is a predicted model, not a curated record. Lineage: Eukaryota; Metazoa; Mollusca; Bivalvia; Venerida; Veneridae.